ACUGAAACGCUAGCUAACUGCCGUUAUGGUCACCGGGCCCUGGAGGCUGUCUGUUGGUUUUACCAUGAGAUUAACGGUGAGCGCGCAGCACGCCCCCGCCACCCCCGCUGUCGUCCAUCCAUCCUCGGGGAAAGUGAACAUGACGGCCCGGUCCCUCUCCGGAGCCCUGAAGCUCGUAUUCAACAACCGGUUAACCAGGGUUUAUGGAGCAGCUACAUGUAAUCAGAGACACAAGUCCACUUACACAACCAUACCUCCACCUGCCCGCUACGGAGGCAGACACACUGUGACUCUGAUUCCCGGAGAUGGCAUCGGACCAGAGCUGGCCAACCACGUCUGUGAACUAUUCCGGUUCUGCUGUGUCCCAGUGGACUUUGAGGUUGUCAAUGUGGACUCAACUAAGGCCUCAGAAGAUGACAUUGAUAAUGCCAUCAUGGCUAUCAGACGUAAUGGAGUUGCACUAAAAGGGAACAUUGAGACGAACCACAACCUUCCACCAUCCUACAAGUCCAGAAACAACCUGCUCCGCACCACUCUGGAUCUCUAUGCCAACGUGAUGCACUGCCAGUCUCUACCAGGAGUGAGAACGCGCCACAGAAACAUCGACAUCAUGAUCAUCAGGGAGAACACGGAGGGGGAGUACAGCAGCCUGGAGCACGAGAACGUACCGGGUGUUGUUGAAUGUCUGAAGAUCAUCACCAGGACCAAAUCUUUACGCAUCGCUGACUACGCGUUCAGAAUGGCUCGGGCCAAAGGACGCGGACGAGUCACGGCUGUACAUAAAGCGAACAUCAUGAAGCUGGGUGACGGCCUCUUCCUGGAGUGCUGUAAGGAAGUAGCCAGCGGUUACCCUGAAAUCACUUUCGACAGCAUGAUUGUGGACAACACCACCAUGCAGCUGGUUUCCAGGCCCCAGCAGUUCGAUGUGAUGGUCAUGCCGAACUUGUACGGAAACGUCGUGAGCAACGUGUGUGCCGGGCUCGUCGGUGGACCGGGCCUGGUGCCUGGAGCCAACUACGGAGAGGACUACGCCGUGUUUGAGACGGGCACCAGGAAUACCGGGAGGAGCAUCGCUAACCGCAACACGGCGAACCCCACGGCGAUGCUGCUGGCCUCCUGCCUGCUGCUGGAUCACCUGAAGCUGCACGCCUACGCCAGCAUGAUCCGCAGAGCCGUCCUCUCCACGGUCACUGAGGCCCGGCUGCACACUGCUGACCUGGGAGGACAAGGCUCCACCUCUGAAGUGGUCCAGUCUGUCAUGAAUGCCGUGCAGAGCACCGGGCCACGGACUCUGAGCAUCUAGAACAAACACACAGCAACAGGGCAGAGUGUGAGUGCAUGAGUGUGCCUCUCAGGAGGUCAUAUAUGCAAUUUCAUGAUAAACAUAGUGAGUUGUGUGAUAGUAGAAACGAAACUCUACAUACAGUCUAUGCAAUACUUUAACUAACCAAAGGGUGUUUUCUCACCUCUCGACUUUGUUUGCACCUUUAAUUUACCUGAACCAACCAUCAAA
Centropristis striata (black sea bass) is the source of this 1513-nucleotide messenger RNA. RefSeq names its product isocitrate dehydrogenase [NAD] subunit gamma, mitochondrial-like. The coding region runs from base 26 to 1303 and encodes 425 amino acids. Gene Ontology annotation, biological process: isocitrate metabolic process; tricarboxylic acid cycle. The record is from RefSeq and is a predicted model, not a curated record. The transcript is spliced from 14 exons. Gene Ontology annotation, cellular component: mitochondrion. Gene Ontology annotation, molecular function: oxidoreductase activity, acting on the CH-OH group of donors, NAD or NADP as acceptor; NAD binding; magnesium ion binding. Lineage: Eukaryota; Metazoa; Chordata; Actinopteri; Perciformes; Serranidae.